GGAGCCGCGGAGGGGGAGGGGAGGCGAGGCGGCGGCCGCGGCCCUGACAGCUGUCACCGCCCGGUCACUGCUUCCUCGGGCAGGCGGCGGGGAGCGCGGCUCGGCCGGGCGGCCCGGGUCCCGCAGCUCUGUCCCGGACGGCAGCUCUGGAUCUCCGGGACCCUCGGGGACGCAACGGACCCCGAGCGGGGUGCACCGGUCUUCAAGCGGGGGAUCCCGGACGCCCCCGCCCCAGCCCUGCUGGAGGACGCAGGCGACAGAAGACCGUGUCCAACUGCCUGGGCCACUCCCCGAAAUCUCGCCCCUGUCAAAAAACAAAACCCACUCCAAACCAAAGUUCCGUCGGGCCUUUCCCGGCUUUGCCUACCUGCCUUCCUUAGGAGGAAGACCAUCUAGGGGGUGAGGAGGGAAAACGAGAGGCCUUCUGGCACUCUUGCCUCAAAUACAACCCGGUGUUUGGCAGCUACGAAUCAGUGGUUUCUGCCAGCUGUUAGAGGAGAUAUCCCUCCAGGCUGUGCUGCCCAUGGAUUUGUCUGUGAUGGUACCAGAAUAUUAGUAUUUGGGGGUAUGGUUGAAUAUGGAAGAUACAGCAAUGAGUUAUAUGAGUUACAAGCAAGUCGUUGGUUAUGGAAAAAAGUGAAACCCCAUCCCCCUCCUUCUGGUUUACCUCCUUGUCCUCGGCUUGGACAUAGCUUCUCUUUAUAUGGUAACAAAUGCUAUUUGUUUGGUGGCCUGGCAAACGAAAGCGAAGAUUCAAACAAUAAUGUUCCCAGAUAUUUAAAUGAUUUUUAUGAGUUGGAGCUACAGCAUGGCUCUGGUGUUGUGGGUUGGAGCAUUCCAGUGACUAAAGGGGUUAUGCCUUCUCCAAGAGAAUCCCACACAGCUGUUAUAUAUUGCAAAAAAGAUUCUGGAGGUCCGAAAAUGUAUGUUUUUGGUGGAAUGUGUGGUGCUCGCCUGGAUGACCUAUGGCAGCUUGACUUAGAAACUAUGUCAUGGUCAAAACCAGAAACUAAAGGGACAGUGCCACUUCCACGAAGCCUUCAUACAGCCAGUGUUAUAGGAAACAAGAUGUACAUUUUUGGUGGAUGGGUCCCACAUAAGGGGGAAAAUACUGAGACUUCACCUCAUGAUUGUGAAUGGAGAUGUACCAGUUCAUUUUCUUACCUAAAUCUGGAUACAACAGAGUGGACCACCCUAGUAUCAGAUUCUCAGGAAGAUAAAAAAAAUUCAAGACCAAGACCAAGAGCUGGCCACUGCGCUGUUGCAAUUGGCACUCGAUUGUAUUUUUGGAGUGGAAGAGAUGGCUACAAAAAAGCACUGAAUAGUCAAGUUUGCUGCAAGGAUCUUUGGUAUCUUGAUACUGAGAAACCACCAGCACCAUCUCAAGUACAGCUGAUCAAAGCCACCACCAACUCCUUUCAUGUCAAGUGGGAUGAAGUGUCUACAGUUGAGGGCUAUCUUUUGCAGUUGAGUACGGACUUGCCAUACCAAGCUGCAUCAUCAGAUUCUUCAGCAGCACCAAAUAUGCAAGGAGUCAGGAUGGACCCUCACAGACAAGGCAGUAAUAACAUCGUUCCUAACAGUAUCAAUGAUACAAUAAACAGCACAAAAACUGAACAGCCAGCCACAAAAGAAACUUCAAUGAAAAACAAACCAGACUUUAAAGCACUGACGGAUUCUAAUGCCAUUUUAUAUCCAUCUUUGGCAUCGAAUGCUUCUAAUCAUAAUAGUCAUGUGGUGGAUAUGCUAAGGAAAGAUGAAGGUCCUCACACUUCAGCAAAUGUAGGUGUUCUAAGUAGUUGCCUGGAUGUAAGAACAGUAAUUCCUGAAACUUCUGUAUCCAGUACUGUUUCCAGCACACAAACUAUGGUAACCCAGCAGACCAUUAAAACUGAAUCAUCCAGUACAAAUGGGGCAGUUGUUAAAGAUGAAACUUCACUAACAACAUUCAGUACCAAAUCUGAAGUUGAUGAGACAUAUGCACUGCCUGCAACGAAGAUCAGCCGUGUAGAGACACAUGCUACAGCAAUGCCGUUUUCUAAAGAGACUCCUUCAAAUCCAGUGGCCUCAAUGAAAGCAGGAGAACGACAAUGGUGUGAUGUGGGAAUUUUUAAAAAUAAUACAGCUUUGGUGAGCCAGUUUUAUUUGCUGCCAAAAGGGAAGCAAAGCAUCUCAAAGGUAGGAAAUGCAGAUGUACCUGACUACAGCUUGCUUAAGAAACAAGAUCUUGUUCCAGGCACAGGAUACAGAUUCAGGGUUGCUGCAAUCAAUGGUUGUGGUAUAGGUCCUUUCAGCAAAAUCAGUGAAUUUAAAACUUGUAUUCCUGGUUUUCCUGGAGCUCCUUCUGCAGUCAGAAUUUCAAAGAAUGUUGAAGGUAUCCACCUUUCCUGGGAACCUCCAACUUCACCUUCUGGAAAUAUUUUGGAAUAUUCAGCCUACUUGGCUAUCCGCACAGCACAGAUACAAGAUAAUCCAAGUCAACUUGUGUUCAUGAGGAUUUAUUGUGGUCUUAAGACAUCAUGUACAGUAACUGCUGGGCAACUUGCAAAUGCACAUAUUGAUUAUACAUCCAGGCCUGCCAUUGUGUUCAGGAUAUCAGCAAAGAAUGAAAAGGGAUAUGGACCAGCUACACAAGUUCGGUGGCUUCAAGGUAACAAUAAGAAAGCACCUUUAAAUUGAAUUUUUUUUUACUGAAGCUAUUGUGAUUAUGAUUAUUUAUUAGUAACUGGUUAUGAAGAUUUGUCAUUUAAAAGAGUAUUCUCUGACUGUAUUUCCAGCAGUUAUGAACUUAAGUUUGUAAAUUGUUCUUAAAAUGUAUUUGCUGAAUUAUAGAUCCAAAUAAAAGAAAAGAAGCAAAGACUCUCUGAAAAUUAGUAUAUGAGUUCUUCCUUACAGAUAUAGCUCUUUUAUAAAGAAAAACAGUGAAAUUAAGAUAAAAGCUAGAAAGCUUUAUUACCCCAAUAUAUUUUAUAAGGGCUAUGUAACCCAGUCAUCCUAGAGUUAUUGAGAUAAUUCUAGUAACUGGCUGUUGUAUACUAUGCUGUCUUAUAUAGUGAAUGUUCUCUACUUUGUUAAUGUCCUAUCUUUGAGUACUCCCUCUAUCUUUAUUCUAUAUGAGCAGUGUUCCUCUAACAGCUGUCUUCUAUUGGAUAAUAUGUGUGAUACUAUAAUAAUUCUAGUAGUUGUUUGAUUCCUUUCUUUGUUUACAGUUAGCACAGAGCUUAAGAAAUUAAAAAAGAAAGAGGCAAGUUUAGAAACUGCUUUUGAACUUUUAUUAUUUUCCAAGAAUCAUGGUAAAAUACAAUAAGAACAAUGAGUUUUCUUGAUUCUUACCAGGCCAAUAUAUUUGAAUAUAUUUUUGGCCAAAGCACUUAACUUAUCUGGCCCUCAUUUUCCUCAUAACAGAUGAGAGAGUGAAAACCGUUUAUCUUUUAGGUCCCUUUCAGCACUAAGGUUUUGUGUUUUUAGUAGAAGUGAAAUAUAUCCCUGAACAUUUUCAUCUGUCUUAAUGGCUCUAAUUUUGCUUUUGCUAAAAUUAAAAUCUUCAUAAUUGAAUUCAAAAUUAAAGUAUAUGUCCUCCUACUGGAGAAAGAAACAAGCACCUUAACAGGACACAAGUUUUAAAAUGGUGUUUUAAACAUUUGUAAGAUUUUUGUAAAUGCUCUAAAUGUUUUAUUUUUGCAUUGUUUUUACCUUGAAAUUGUAUAAACUUUUUUACUAUGAAAAUAUAAGCAUUAGACAGCUAACUCAGGUUCCAUUACAACCUUAAAGAUACAGAUAGGUAUUAUAAACACUCUGCUACAGGUAACUUGUUUUAAACUUUUUAGGAAUUUCAUGGUUCCACUGCCUAUUUAAACCUGGAAUUAAUAUACAGAGCAAUAAUUGCAGAAAAGAUAUUUCAAACUAAGAGCUUCAAUAACUGCAGGGGCACAGGUCUAUCUUUUUUUAUACCACAUAACCUUAUGCCAGUUUAGGUUGACUGAGUAGCUAUGUCCUCAAAUUUCAUGUAUAAUACCCCCCAGCAAAGAUGGAUUUAAUUGUGCAGAAUUGAUAUAUAUGUGUGUUCCAGUUACUAAUUUAAAGUGUAUAGAAUAUUUUAAUAUAUAAUUUUUGUAAAGAACUGGGAUUUUUAUACUACAGUAUUUGUAAUUAAUGUGUCUCACUAAUUAAGUUUCUCUUGAAGAAAAUAUGCAAAUUGUUAGACACAUAAUAAGUGGUUUCCAAACUCUAAAGAUAAAAUAAAUGCACUACUAUGGUGUUGUUAGAAUACCUUUUUUGUGGCUGUAUGAAUCUUUACUCUUUAAAUGUGUACUUUACAAUGUUUACAAGGAGCUUCUCUGGUUUGUUAUCCCAGCAAUGCCCUUGGUGAGAGCUUCAUUCUGCAUUUGUUUAAUUCAUAUGCUUUGCUUUUGGCAUAUGCUUGCUUUUUGCACUAGUAGAAUUUUAACUUACCUCAUUAUUAUGUUUGUAAUCAUUUGUCUAGCUUCUGUAAUGUGUCUGAUAUAGGCUAAACAAAUACUUAACCAAAGUUAAAAUACAUGAUAAGCAAUUUUGCACAUAUUAAAUAUUAGGGUUUGUUGUGUAUAUGUGUAUACUUAAUUAUAAAAAGAAAAUGAAUGGAAAGUUAUACUAAAAGUAUAUGUUUGAAGCCCAAUUAUUUUAAAGAUCUAUUGCUUUAAUAGAAAAAGUUUGGCUUUCAACGCUUUCUUUUCUGCAUUAAUUAACAACGUGCAUCUUGAAGCACUUCUAAUGACAAGGAAUAAGUUGAUUUUAAGCAAAGGAUAGAAUAUUUGUUUGAGUGUGCACAUUUAUACCUGUUUAGUGUUUAGUAUUUGAUUCAGUUUACUUUGCUUAAAUGCCUCCACUCUUCUGGACCAGGAGGUGAUUCUGAACCUGUGGUUCUAACAUAUGACUUACUUUUUAGAGGGAAGAGAAGUCUUUCUAUACUGAGGGAUUUGUUAAAAUGAUAAAUGUUUUUGCCUUGAUACUUAGCCCAGAUUCUUUUUUUUUCUUUUUUUGGCAUUUGUACGUUAAGCACCAGUCGUAUUUAUCUCUGUGAUAAGGGAUUGGUGACUAAAAAAUGCCAUUAAGAAAUCUGUGGCUUUGACAUUAGUAGUUAAUAAGAGAUCUUAGAGCUGUGUGCUGAUGAAUAGAAUGAAUUGGAGUAAAUAGCAAAAGAAGUGCAUUUAGCUUCUUAUGAUUUGCACAUUUUCUAAGUGAAGAUCCCUCUGUGUAGCAGUAGGCUGUAUCAUGCAGAUAUUUUUCAUAGGAUUUGCACUGAGUUAAAUGACUUUCUUUACUCUUCCCAGCUGGGUAAGCAAUUCAAAUGUAACAGCCUUUGUGCCAGUCCUCUUCUGUGUUCUGCAACUCUGGCUCUCAUAAAUAGUAAAAGUAUUUUUGAUGUUGCAUGCUCUCAGAAUUAUGUUUUCUAAAAUAUCAUAUUGGCUUCAUUUUAGUUUAAUAAACUUCUUUGGCAACUUAAUUAGACAUAGGGUAUAUAUAAACUCAAUUUUAUCUGCAUUUUUUAAAAAAUUGAAAUAAUCUGAUUGCAUGUAUGAAGGACUCCUGCCUCAUUACCCAAUUACAUAAAUACAAUUAUCUAUAGGAAGGCGAAAUUGUUGAUCUAUUAUUUCAAAGACUUGUAGACUAGCAAAGAUUCAUUCUGAUUAGAAAUAAGGUCUAUAGCUAAAGAUAUUUUUAUUUUAAAAAAUUACAGCCCUUGUAACAUAAAAAUCAUUUGUAACAUUGGAUAUGAAGAGCUUAUUAGUAUUUAAAAUUAUUGUAGUCAUUUGAUCGUAAAUGAAGUAGAUUGCAAAAUAGACUUGGUCUUUGACCCUUUAAGGUGUAAUUGACUGACUGUUGUGUUUUCCAAGACUGAUUUUAGGCAGUUUUAUGUAUCGUGUACCAAUGAUAUGUAAAAUAAAGCACCUUUUCUACUAUAAACAA
Molecule: messenger RNA, 5946 nt
Organism: Cercocebus atys (sooty mangabey)
Lineage: Eukaryota; Metazoa; Chordata; Mammalia; Primates; Cercopithecidae
Gene: HCFC2
Product: host cell factor C2
Exons: 15
Coding region: 568-2679 (703 amino acids)
Biological process (GO): regulation of DNA-templated transcription; chromatin remodeling
Cellular component (GO): histone methyltransferase complex
Molecular function (GO): transcription coactivator activity; protein binding
Source: RefSeq, a predicted model, not a curated record